Clavispora lusitaniae ATCC 42720 is the source of this 1797-nucleotide messenger RNA. Its product is annotated as glycogenin glucosyltransferase. Gene Ontology annotation, cellular component: cytoplasm. Gene Ontology annotation, molecular function: glycosyltransferase activity. The record is from RefSeq and is a predicted model, not a curated record. Lineage: Eukaryota; Fungi; Ascomycota; Pichiomycetes; Serinales; Metschnikowiaceae.
AUGUACGCUGUGGCUUCCUUGCUUUACAGCCCCGAUUAUUUGCCCGGGGCUCUUGUGCUAGGCCAUCGUUUGCAAAAAAUGGCGCCGCCAGACACAGAUUUGGUGUUGUUGGUGGACUUGCCGCGGUUUUCCGACCGCCAGAUCUCGCUUUUGGCCCAGGUGUGGACCCGCUUGGUCGAUGUCAAUGUGGUUCUGUCUCUGUUGGUGAGCCUUUUGCGGCACACAUUGAAAAGACCCGAGCUUGCACAGACAUACACCAAAAUCCACCUCUGGGGGCUCGACUACAGCAAAGUGUUGUACUUAGACGCGGACACGCUUCCGCUUUUGGACGGACAGACCACCGUGGUGGACCUUUUGCGUCUAGACUUCCCCAAGGGAAAGAUCUUGGCUGCUCCCGACUCGGGCUUCCCAGACAUCUUCAACUCGGGCGUUUUCGGUUUGCAGCCAAAUAAAGAUGACUACCGCAACCUUGUGGCCCUUGCUGCAAGCAACAACCCCGGCGUAUCGUUCGACGGAGCCGACCAAGGUUUGCUCAACCAGUAUUUCAAUGCGAAUCCCGACUGGGUCAGUCUCCAGUUGGCCGGGCAGGCCCCGACCUCUAAUUGGGUCCAGAUUCCCUUUUUGUACAAUACAACACCCACAUCGCAGUACGAGUACUUGCCGGCGUUCAACUAUUUCACUGGAAACCCUGGUCCCAACGGUUCUGAUUCCUUAUCUAGCCCCGAUGAAUUGCAUCCGGGAUCCGUUCCUCAAGAGCUUUCUUCUGUGUUUGAAACCCUCGGCGCAUAUGGUUCGGCCGCUGCAAGCUACUUUUCAAGUAAAGGGCCGCUGGUGAAAUUGGUGCACUUUAUUGGCCCGCUCAAGCCUUGGAAAAGCGAAGGUUCAGGCUUGUUUCAGAAAUGGUGGGAUGCAUGGUACGACUAUUCCCAUGGUUUGUCGAUCCAUGAAAAGCUUGGGGAAAAACCGUACUCCGUUUCCAUCAAAAGGUUGGUUGUGCCUGGCCUGGAGCCAGAGCCGGAUAGAAUCUACCCUCAAGACUUCCAUACAGAUGUAAGUGCAGAUUACCACAAAGACGUCAACACAAAUGCUUAUUCUGAGCCCCAGCAGGUGGAGGAAAAUAGUGCUUCCACAGAGAAAGUCUUCAAGCCAGAAGAUUUGUGUGAUCCUGCCAACUAUCAGCAUAUGUCUACGCCCGAAUUUCAAUCCGCAGCUGCGUGGGAUGCUACUGUGGAAGAGCCUCCGCGUACAAGGCCGGAGAACGUUUCUUUCACAGACGAUUUGCAAGAGUAUGAAAACGAAUGGGAGCAUGUGGAAGAGGAAAUAGAGGAAGAAACCAGAGAGGACGAAGAAGAAGAGGAGUUUGUGGAACAGGAAGAAGCGGAGGAGGAAGAGGAGCUUACAGAAUUUCUCCAUCAACCUCAAAAGUCAGAUGUGGACUAUUUUGGGUUCCAUAGUAGCCAAGUGGCGGAACGUGUUUUCGAUGAGAAGUCUGAUUACAAUCCAUUACACUCGCUUUUGAAGGCCAAAGACCAGCUCUUGACACUGAUAAGUAAAAUGGCUAUUUCUGAGAAGGAAUCAGACACAAAAACGGACGCAAAGACAGACACACCAGCCCCGAAGAAAGCGGAAACGGUGCCAGUGGAUGAAAAGCCAAAGGAUGAAAAACAAGAAGAUAAAAAAGCAGACGUGGACACUUCUGCAUCAGAAGUCGGCAGCUCCAAGGAACAAGGCGUUCCGAAACUUUUCCCAUGGGAGUUUAAGACGUCGGUUGCGCCGGAACGUACCUUCGGCAUUUAA